Messenger RNA from Rhododendron vialii, 636 nucleotides. RefSeq lists its product as uncharacterized. Gene Ontology annotation, cellular component: U2 snRNP; precatalytic spliceosome. Gene Ontology annotation, biological process: mRNA splicing, via spliceosome. The transcript has 4 exons. NCBI's taxonomy places the organism in Eukaryota, Viridiplantae, Streptophyta, Magnoliopsida, Ericales, Ericaceae. The coding region runs from base 181 to 441 and encodes 86 amino acids. The record is from RefSeq and is a predicted model, not a curated record.
UCUCCACCUUCCCCCCCCCCCCCCUCCCCCCCUCCCUCUCCACACCUCUCUCUCUCUCUCUCUCUCUCUCUCUCUCUCUCUCUCUCUCUCUCUAAAAUAUCCCCAAAUCGUAAACAUCAAACCCACCGACACCCUCCGUCGCCGAGGCAAACAGCUCGAGGCCUUGAAUUCAACGCACCAAUGGCCAGUGACAGGUUUAAUAUCAAUUCCCAGCUUGAGCAUCUACAAACUAAAUAUGUUGGAACUGGGCAUGCAGACUUGCAUAGAUUUGAAUGGGCUGUGAACAUCCAGCGGGACAGCUAUGCUUCAUAUGUUGGACACUAUCCUAUGCUAGCCUAUUUUGCCGUUGCAGAAAAUGAAUCUAUUGGAAGAGAACGCUACAAUUUUAUGCAGAAAAUGCUUUUGCCAUGCGGUCCUCCCCCUGAAAGAGAAGACGAUUAGGAGAUGUCUUCAAAUGGUGUAAAAACCUUACAAAUUCCGUGUUUACAGGCCGGGGGGUGCUUUGUUCACGACACUUUGGGAUGUCAUUUUUUUCCCCUCACUUCUAUGUUUGUAAUGUUUAACUCGAGAAUUGAGAUCCACUUGACCUGUUUGUGUUUGCUUGAAGAUGUUAUGCAGAGAAUUUUUCUAGGCUAA